Molecule: messenger RNA, 3918 nt
Organism: Symbiodinium natans
Lineage: Eukaryota; Dinophyceae; Suessiales; Symbiodiniaceae
Source: the annotation of a GenBank genome assembly
AUGUAUCCGGUGCCAUGGCGGCCGCUUCCUGCAGAUCCCCUCGGCUCCGCAGCUUGCAGUCCAAGAAGGCCAGAGCCAGAGCGGCACUUCAUCUCACAGCGCUGGCCCCUUCUGCUGAUUCCGGCUGCGCCUCUCUGGACUGGCCACCGGCGGGAGAAGAGGCUCCGGGCAGCUCCACGGCUUUGCCGAGGCUCCGCGCCCGAGACACCGCGGGUGACAGGAGAUCAGUGCAGGGAGCUGCGCGAGCUCUUCGAGCUGGCCGACACGGACAACAACGGCGCCAUUUCGGCACGCGAGCUGCGUGCAGCCUUGCGCGUCUUAGGCAUCGACAUGCAGCUGAGCAACGUAAGGCAGGCUGUUGCGGAGCUUGACACGAACGGCGAUGGCGAGAUCAACUUCGACGAGUUUGUGGAGGCUUGCCAACGUCCUCGCCCACUUCCAGACGCACUCAGGAAGGCCGUCCGACGAGGUCGGGUGCUGUCACGCUGGAGCGCGCUGCUCUUCGAUUCAGACGACCCGCAAAAUCUUAGUACCUUGCAAGUUGCACAAGCCGUACGAAACCUGUCUGACCAGAUGACAGAGUAUGACAUGGAUCGACUCCUUGGUGAGAGCCCUCCAAAGGAGGUUCUACCGAAUUCCGGUGGAAGCGAGGGGGACGAGGAGGAGGUCUUGGCAGAAGUGAGCAUCUGGGGCCGUCAACUUUGGCCAAGGGGGGCUCGGAUGAGGGCCCUCCACUUCGCGCAGCUCUGCCUCUGCGAGGCGGCCAUCGUGUUCAUGCGCUGGCGGCCGACCGCCUGGACACUGGCGCUGCUGUUGCGGUGGCGCUUGCUUGUGCUGGCGCUGAGGCCGAUCCUCACGGCCCGCUUCCUCGGGCUGCUGCUGCGGCACCGCCGCUCGGCGCGGGCGCUGGCCGUGCUUCUCAGAACUCCCGCGAGUGAGAGGGGAAUCACCCAGAUUCUCCUCUUGGACUCGGCCAUCGCCGACUUGUGCAAAGAUCCGGAGGCGCCCAAGCACAUCCUCAGGAUCGUGGGCCGCCAGGGCAUGGGGUCUUUCCUUCGACACUUCCUGGUCUUCGCCCCGCCGGACAUGAUGAGGCGCUUCUGCCAGCACAAGUCCACGGCCGUGUUGCUUGCCCGCGUGGUCCGUGAGACCGCGGCUCGGGACUGCGCUGCCUUGGUCCACAAGCGACGGCAGCAGCUGCCCGCAGCCGUGGCGCUUGCCUGCCUGGAGCCAGGGGCAGACCUCUGGGCCAUGCAUUUCUGCGCCGUGCCUGGUAUCGAGCUCUGGCUCGGCCGCUUUCUGAGUGAUCCCCGGGGAGCGAGCUUUGCACAUCGAGUGUUGUUGCAGCCUCACUUCAUCGACAGGGUGGAGGAUUUUCUUGGCUUCAGAGAUGCCAGGGCCUUCGUCAUCCGACUUCUGCGACAGCCCGGAGUGUAUCGGUUCGUCACGUGGCUGAACAGAGACCUAAAGAUGCAACAGUGGUUUGCUCGCAUCGCCAAGCGUGAGAAGCCGAUGCUCUUCAUCACAGAGAUGCUCUUGGAGCCAGGCCUCGACAAGUUUAUCGUGGACCUGCUGCUUCGACGUGGCAACGACAAGGCCUUGAGAACCAUGCUGGAUUAUUGGGUCCACACAGAGGGCUCCUUCGCCUCCGUGUUCGGAUCCUUCUCAAAGAAGCCAGGAAUUGAACGGGCGUUGGCGCGAGUCGUGAUCAGCCCUGGCUUUCUCGAUGGCUUCGUGUUCAGGAAGUUCUUGUGGCAAGAGGGGCUCGGCGACCUAGCCCUUGAAGCGGCUGCCUUGGUGGGCGUUCGCGGCCUGGUGGACAAUGUGCUGCCUCUGGCUUUCGCGGUGCUCGUCGCCAUCCUGGUGUUUUCCGUGCAAGGUUUCCUCACGGAGUUCGAUCAGCCUCUGAACGUUGAGAGCUUCCUGGCGCUCUUUGAGGAGGUCAGCUUGGGAGACGUGGUGCUGCCCUUCCUUGCCUCUUGGCUUUGGGUGAUUUCUCAGUUCACCUGCAGGGCUUUCCUUGCCUUUGCCAGAACGCGUCCCAGCUAUCGGACCAUCAUCAACCAUGACAAAACUGACGGCACCAGCAAUAUCUCUUGCAAGGACAGGCGGGGCUCUCCGCUGGCAGCCUUAGCCGCGACCUUCGGGUGGCGUUGCAAGCUGGCCAGAGGAGGAUUGAACCAGGCGCGGCGGAAGAAAAGGCUCAGCCGUCUCGAUCUGCUUACGGCAUGGGCAGCAUGCGAGGUGGCCGUGCUGGACAUGCCCAUCUCACAAGGAGCCGCCACCAAUCUGGUCCCUCGCACUCCCAAGGAGUUAACGCAGGCAGUGGCGGAGUUUCGCAAGAGGAGCAGCUGGGCCGAAGCUCUUCAGCUGUUCCAGGCAUCUCUUCAAGGCCGUCUGCGGGCUGAUGGCAUUGUGUAUGGUGCGGCCGUCAGCGCCUGCGAGAGGGGAAGCCGCUGGCAGUACUCCCUGGCCCUGCUUACCGAGGCGGACGAGCUGACGCUGGAUCCAGGAAUCAGGACUCUCAACUCUGCUCUCGUGGCAUGCGGCGCAGGCAACCAGUGGUGCUGGGCUUUGCAUGUAUUCGACCAGGCAAGGCGAGGGAUUCACGGAACUCCGAAUGUGGUAACCUACAACUCCGUGAUCUCUGCUGUGGCGAGAGCAGAUCACUGGAGGCUUGGCCUCCAGCUUUUCGAGCUGCUGACCCGCACUGGCCUGGAGGUCACGGAAGUCUCCUUCACAGCGGGGGUUGCUGCGUGUGCGAAGGGCGAGCAUUGGGUCGGGGCUCUUGGGAUCCUCGCCAUGUCCCGUGACGCCUCCCUGGAGACGGGUGCGAUGACAGCAGGCCGCAACGCUGCAGCGAAUGCGUGCAUCCAAGCUGGCCAAUGGGAAGAGGGGCUUUCGAUAGCACUGGCCGGCACCAGCCUGGGCUUCGACGAUGGCAGUUGGGCCCUUGCCGUGCUCGCCUGCAAGGCAGGCUGCCGCUGGGAGCAGGCGCUGUUUCUGCUGGGUGCUAUGGAGCAGGCCGGUGUGCUCCCGUCGGUUGCUGCUUGCAGUGCUGCCAUCGCAAGCUGCGAUCGGGAGUGGCAGCAGGCGUUGCAGGUCCUGGCGACGAUGCAGGUUCGCGGCCCUGCACCCAACUUCGUGGUCUUCUCCGCUGCCAUCGGCGUUUGCAGCAACGCCUCGGUCUGGGUUGCAGCGCUCGCCCUGCUGGAGGACCUGAGAUGCAGAAAACUUCAGGCGGGUGCCAUUCCUUCGGUCAUCAGCUCUUGCGAGAGGAGUGGGCAAUGGCAGCGCGCGCUCCACAUCCUGGCAGCAUACCGUGACAUGGGCUUCCAUGAAGAUCUCGCCUCACUCAACGCAGCGCUGAGCUCCUGCGCCGAGGGGCAGCGCUGGCAAGUGGCCGUGGAACUCUUCAGAGGCAUGCAGGCACAGACCAUGCAGCCGGACAUCAUCAGCGUAUCGGCGCUGACAACCUCGUUUGGGACGUCCCGAUGGGAAUGUGCGCUGGCUUUGGGAAGGCUUACGAGGGAUCGGCUGGAGAGCAAUGUUGUGUCAGCUGGGGCAGCCAUCGCUGCCUGCCAGAGAGGAAGCCAGUGGGAGAUUGCGCUGGGCUCCUUGCAGAGGAUGCCCCAGACCGCGUUGCGGCCAAAUGCCGGUGCUUGCAAUGCGGGUCUCGGGGCAGCGGAACGGGGAGCGAGAGUCUCCUGGGACCAGGCCCUUGGUCUCCAACAGCAGCUCCGGCGCUUCGGCACUCGCUUGGAUGUGGUCUCCUUCAAUGCUGCCGCAAGCGUCUGUAGCCUGGAGAGGCGCUGGGACGUGGCCUUGGCCAUGCUGCGAGCUGCGCCAGAAGCGUCCCUUGAAGCAGGACUCGUUGGCUCGAGACCAAGGUUGCAACAUCGCCAUUCACGCCUGUGA